GUUCCCUUCGGGAUGGCGUCUAACGCCGCCCGCCGGCCGCGCUGCCGGGAACGGAGCCGCCGGGGCCGGUCGGGACGGGGAUCGGUGACCGCCGGCCGCAGCCGGGAGCGAGAGGGGGGGUCCCGGGAGAUCCCAGGAGCAGCGUCACCGCCGCCGGGGGAUGCAGACGCUUCGGGCCACCCUGAGGAAGGAGGCGAAGCCACCAAGUCCCAGAAAAAAACUGCCCGAAACCAAAAAUCGAAAACUGGUCCCGGUGACCCCAAUGGCCCGGCCUCGGCGGAGAGCGGGGCGCACGGCGAGCCCUCGAGGACCUCAGAGAACGGGUCCGUGCCGCCCCCGAAGGCACCCGGGAAGCGCGGUCGGAAGUCCAAGACGGAGAUGCUGCUGCUGAAACUGUCCCAGGACCUGGAGUGCCCGGCCCCGGAGCCCAUCUGUGUGCAGAAGAUGCUGGGGAGCAGCCAGGCGGCAGAAGGCCUGGAGACCCCCCCCGCCGGGCGGGCUGAGCUGGAGGCCGGUGGUGCAUCCGGACAGCCUGGGCAGGAGCAAAUUGCUUACCCAGACCCUGCGGGGUCCUGGAGGGGGGGUCUGGCUGGUCCCUGUGCGCUCCCCCCACUCACCUCCAGGCAAUGCCUUUGGUGUCCCAGGGCUCUGCUGUACCUGCAGGAGCUGGCGGAGGAGCUGACGUCUGUGUACCAGCCCCCGGCCCCCACCCAGGAGGCCCAGGAGCCAGAGCUCGAGCGUAUCCAGAAGAAGCGUCAGAGCCGGAGGAGGAAGGAGGAGGAAACGGAUAGCGAUGAUCCGGCACGAGACGCUGACUUUGUGCCCUCCAAGGAGGUGCUGCUGCAGGCGGAGGAGGAGGAGGGGAGCGACGCGCCGCUCAGCGAAGCGUCAGAGCCAGAGCUGGAGUCUCUCAGAGGACAUGGUGGGAAGACGUCAUCUGCAGGGAGAUCCAAGCCCCAGUGCCGAGGCCUCGCUCCCAACGGCUUCCACAACUCCAUCAUGGCCCCGGUGGAGAAGUGCUCCAGCCUCACCUGCAACCUGCGGGAUCAGAAGUACUCGCAGUGGGAGUUCCCCGACUGGAUCCCUUUGGUGCACAACUGGACGUGUCUCUCGGAAAGUGAAGCUGCCCCAUACCUGCCAGCAGAGGAGAAGUCUCCCUUCUUCUCCAUCCAGCGGGAGGGCAUCGAAGACGAUGGUGUCUUGUACAGGGUGAACAGGUUCAGCUCCCUGCAGCCCCAUGAGGAGCGCCGGGACAUGUCUUUCUUCGUGGGGGGCCCCGUGUGGGCCAUGGAGUGGUGCCCGUCCCCGGAGGGCUCGGCGGCCACUCAGUACGUGGCCGUCUACUGCCACGGCAGCAUGGAGGAGACGCACAGCGUGGCCGGGCUCCACGGGGGCCCCGCGCUCCUGCAGCUCUGGGGCCUGGGGACGCUGCAGCCGGAGCCGGGCCCCCCCGAGGCCGCCGGGCUGGCCUACGCCAUCGCCACCGACCACGGCUGCGUCUGGGACAUGAAGUUCUGCCCCAGCGGGGGCUGGGAGCUGCCCACCGCCCCCAGGAAGCCCCCGCAGAUGAGCCGGCUGGGCCUGCUGGCCGUGGCCUUCUCGGACGGGAAGGUGCUGCUGUACGCGCUGCCGCACCCCGCCGCCCUGCGCCGCGCCAAGGACACACAGGUAAAAGAUGGGUCCCUCCACAAGCACAUUAUCUGCAAGGUGCAGUGUGUGGCCACGCUCCAGGUGGGCUCCAUCCAGGCAGGGAGUGCCUCCGAGUGCGGGCAGUGCUUCAGCCUCUCCUGGAUGCCCUCCAAGCCCCACCAUCACCUCGCCGCCGGGUUUUAUGACGGCACGGUGGCUCUCUGGAACCUGCUCACCAAGUCCCUGCUGCAGUGUGUGCACCAGCCCGACGGCUCCCUCAAGCUCUACCCGUUCCGGUGCUUUCUCGCCCACGACCACGCCGUCCGGAGCAUCGAGUGGUGCAAGGCCGAUAGCAACUUCCUGGUCACGGCAGGGAGCGACCGUAAGAUCAAGUUCUGGGACCUGCGGCGGCUCUACGAGCCCAUCAACAGCAUCAAGCGGUUCCUCAGCACCGAGGUGGCCUGGCUGCUGCCCUACAACGGCGUCACCGUGGCCCAGGACAACUGCUACGCCUCUUACGGUCUCUGUGGGAUCCACUACAUCGACGCCGGGUACUUGGGCUUCAAAGCUUAUUUCGUGGCCCCUCGCAAGGGCACCGUGUGGAGCAUCUCCGGCUCGGACUGGCUGAACACGGUGGCCGCAGGGGACAUCACGGGCGAGCUGCUGGCUGCGGUGCUGCCCGACCUGGCCAUCAACCCCCUCAACGUCAAGCGUUCCUCCGACCGCAGAUUUCCGGUCUACAAAGCCGACCUGCUGCCGGGGGACGGGGAGACGGCGCUGCCCAAGACCAGGCGCUACGGCGAGAUGGUGACCAAGAGCUACAUCCGAUUCCGGGACACGGACCUGCGCAGCUUCAAGAACUUCCCCAGCCGGGAGCCCAUGCGCAGGAUGCAUGCACAGGAGGCCAAGGGGGACCUGAGCCUCGACCGCCUGCAGCUGGAGUCCCUGCACAAGGUGCGCUUCAGCCCCAACCUGGACUCGCACGGCUGGCUGGUGUCGGGCGGGCAGGCGGGCAUCGUGCGGGCACACUGCCUGGCCGGGCUGGCCACCGCCGUCAGCCACCGGCUACUCCCCGAGCGCCGUGCCCGCUUCAGCUCCCUCUUCAGGGACCAGCCCGGCAGCCCCAGCCCCAACGGGAGCCCCCCGUCGCCCACCGAGUAGUGCAGGGGCACCCCUCGUGCUGCCGCCACAUGUGCUUGCCCCCGGCAGGAGCUUGGGCCAGGCUGCACUGGCCGGGGAUCGGGGGGGGCUCUGUGCCCCCUCUCGGUGCUUCUUGCCCCCUGGGCCCCCACUCUGCAGGAGGGAUGGCUGCUCCUGGCUGUCACCUGGGAUGCUGGGGACACUUGUCCUCGUGCUCUGGGUCCAGAAGGAUCCUUUUGCGCUGUUUGGUAUGAGCUGGUGCAGGGAGGGUGCUGGGACGCUGCGUGUCCCUGGGUUGAGCUGUGGGGUCUUGGGGCCUGUCGCCGGGGGGAGCAUCCCCCGGGCCCCCCACAUGUGUGGGGCUGUGCUUGUUCUCGCCUCCUGCCCCCCGUCGCCGGCUGAGCCCCCCACGGAGGGGAUGGACGGGGCUGGCAGAGGUGCCAGGAGCUCUGAAGUCGCUCACAUUGAGCCCGUGUUCGACUGUGCAGUAA
Molecule: messenger RNA, 3260 nt
Organism: Calidris pugnax (ruff)
Lineage: Eukaryota; Metazoa; Chordata; Aves; Charadriiformes; Scolopacidae
Gene: GTF3C2
Product: general transcription factor IIIC subunit 2
Exons: 18
Coding region: 13-2790 (925 amino acids)
Biological process (GO): transcription by RNA polymerase III
Cellular component (GO): transcription factor TFIIIC complex
Molecular function (GO): protein binding
Source: RefSeq, a predicted model, not a curated record